AUGAAUACACCGCCGCCGACGAAAAAGUUGAGUCGAGCAACGAGUUUGGAUUGUCCACCGGAAAAGAUUUGUGAGUUUUUCGGUGGGAAAUUCAAAAAUAUCGGGGGUUGUAGUCAAAAAAGUGGUGAAAAUAGCGAAAAAUACUUCUCGAUUUUUUGAAAAAAAAGUUUUGAAGAUUUUUUUGGAUUUCCGAUUCAUACAGAGAAGAUCAGAACUUCGGAAAAUUCAAAAAAAUGUUCAAAAACCGGUUGGGAUUUUUAGUUUUGAACACUAAUUAAUGAUUAGUGUUCUAAUUACUAAUUAGUGUUCAAAACUUCAAAAUUUGAAUUUUUUAUUCACUGAAUUUUCAGAAAAUCAAAAAAGUAGUUUAAAAAAUUGAGAAAAAUUUUUUUUGGUGAGAAAUUUCAUGAUCUUUGAAUCGGAAACCAGGAAAAUAAGGAAAAAGUUGUGAUUUUCAGUUUUGAAAUCUUUCAAAAAAUGAACAAAGACAUUUUUUGGUGACAAAUUUUAGAAUCAAAACUUUUUUUGUAUGAAUAGGAAAUCCAGAAAAUACGAAAAAAUGUUCAAAAACCAGUUAGGAUUCUUAUUUUUUCUGAAAAAUUCAAAAAUUAAUUUUUUGGAGAGAAAUUUUAACAUCUUUGAAUCGGAAAUCCGGAAAAUUCAAAAACCAUUUGGGAUUUUUAGUUUGAUUGUGAAUUUUCAGCAAAUCAAAAAAGUAGUUUGAAAGAUUGAGAAAAAAAUUUUUUGGAUAGAAACUUUGAAUCGGAAAUUCGGAAAAAGUUGUGAUUUUCAGUUUUGAAAUCUUUCAAAAAAUAAUUAUUUCGUUAUGGAAUACAACAAAAACCUUAUGUAAUUUGUUCAAAGUUUCCUCAACGACUUUGAAAAUUUCCAUUUUUCAUCCCUUUUUUCACAGAAGUUAGACAAAUUCCGGAUAAAAUUGUUCAUACUUCCGAUUUUUUCGCUGACAUUUUGAAGAUGAUAAAUUAGUACCAAAAAUGCAAUUUUAGAUACUGUCGAUCUUCAUCAAUCAAAUCCAAACAUUUUGCACGAUGUUCAACUUGAAACAGGUAUUUCAUCCCGAACUUCACUUCUAAAUUCAAAAAUUCAAAAUCUUGCAGAACACACAGCUCCCUCUGUAUUUUUCCCAUCAAUGCGUCUUAUGGUCGCAGCAAUGCUCUCAUGUUGUUUCAUAACUCUCUCAAUUUCCUCUUCAAAUCUAGCGGUGGCUUUAAUUUGCAUGACAAAUUGUCCAACAAAUGCCUAUGGCGGGAAUCUUGAGUGGGAUAAAACUGAGCAGGGUUUAGUGUUAGCUGCACAAAAUGCUGGAAGUCUUAUCACAAUUCUAACUGGGAUGUGGGCUGAUCGAUUAAAUGGAAAAUGGAUGGUAUUUGUUGGAUUGUUCUUAUGUUGUAUUGGUAAUUUGAUGUUACCACUUCUUGCGAAUCAAUCGAUUAUCUUCGCAAUUGUGGCUAGAAUCUGUAUCGGCGCAGCGGAUGCCUGUCUCAUGCCAGCUAUAAAUUCUCUCAUAACUCGCUGGUUCCCACAAGCUGAAAGACCCGCAGCGAUUGGACUGAUUUCCGGUGGUCGACAAAUUGGAACCCUCUUCAUUCUUCCGACCGCCGGUUAUCUUUGCACACGAAAAGAUGUUCUUGAUGGAUGGCCAGCAAUCUAUUAUCUAUCAGCAACUAUUUCUAUAAUGGUCACGAUUUUCUGGAUUCCCUUUGGCGCUGAUAAACCAGCAAAACAAAUUUGUAUUUCGAGUCGAGAAAAGGAAUUUAUAGAAAGUCGAAUUGCUUGUGAAUCAAUUGGAAAACGGACAGAUCGAACCAGAAGAAUUCCGUAAGUUUUCCGAUAAAUCAAUUUUUUUUUCCUCAAAAAAAAAAAUUCAUCAAGAUACGGUGCAAUGUUGCGAUCAAAACCAGUCUGGGCUUCAGUAUUCGCUCUAGUUUGCCACGAAUAUCCACUCGUUAUCAUGCUUCAAUUCUUGCCGAAUUAUAUGAAUGAUGUUCUCGAGUUUGCUCCGACAAAGAAUGGAUUUUUCGCCGCCCUACCAAUUUUAUGCCUAUUUUUGUCGAAAACCUUCUCUUCUUCGCUAUCCUCUUAUUUUACAACCAAAUUGCAUUAUGACAAAACUUUUGUCUGCAAGGUAAGACAAGGCAGGAAAAUGUGUAGCUUAUAUGUCAAGUAGCCGAGCCUACAAAUCCUAGUUAUCAAGCAACCGCGCUUGAAAAAUUCAAUUGUCAAGGACCAGCACCUUAAGAACCUAGUUUUCUAGAAGGAGCCGCAUCUAAACAUCAUCUCUGCAAAGAAGCCGAAUCUUUAUAGCUCAAUACCAAGUAGCCUAGUCUAUAAAAUGCUAGUUGUCAAGUAGCCGCUCCUAACAAACCUAGUUUUCUAGUAGCCGAAUCUAGAAAUCAUCUCUGGCAAGGAGCGGCAUCUUGAGAUGUGCUAUUCCAAAUAGCCGAGCCUAGAAAUCCUGGUUUUCAAGUAACCGCGCCUAUAGAGUUCAAUUGUCAAGGAUCAGCGCCCAGGGAGCUCUAGAGCAAAAAUUUCCCAAUUUUUCAGCUAUUCAACGGUGUUGCCUCGGCUGGUCUAGCUGUUUGUAUAUUCCUCGUACCAUUCUUCAACAAAGAUUCCGCAUCUUUCGCAAUAAUCUGCCUCUGUGGUGCGAUGAUCUUCGCCGGUCUUCACACUCCCGGCGUCAUCACCGCAAUGGUUCAAUUAGCCCCCGCAUUUUCAGGAGUAAUUACCGGGUGGUCGUUUUUCGCCGUCGGCUGGUUCGCGAUCGGAAACAAACUUCUAACAAAACAAAUUGUUCUACAUGGAACAGUGACUGAAUGGGGAAUGGUAUUCCGAGUAUCUGCAUUAGUUGCCGCGUUACCAGUGAUUGUUUUCACAGUCUGGGGUUCAGCAGAAAGACAAUGGUGGGCUGCGCCGUCAUCAAAAACUUCAGUUGCCUCAUUUCACAAAACAAGUAUUCGUGAUCGUAGUCGUGAAAUGUCACGUGCCACGUCAUCAACAUCACUCGGUGGAUUAUCGAUGAAAUCUAGCAAAUCUACUACUAAAUGA
Messenger RNA from Caenorhabditis angaria, 3069 nucleotides. Lineage: Eukaryota; Metazoa; Nematoda; Chromadorea; Rhabditida; Rhabditidae. The record is from the annotation of a GenBank genome assembly.